This is a messenger RNA of Carica papaya (papaya), 1116 nucleotides long. The record is from RefSeq and is a predicted model, not a curated record. NCBI's taxonomy places the organism in Eukaryota, Viridiplantae, Streptophyta, Magnoliopsida, Brassicales, Caricaceae.
AUGGCUUUAUAUUUGAGUCAACAGCUGGUGCCGCCUCCAUGGUACCUUGUCUGCUGGUUGGAGCCCACAGAAACUCUACCUGUGAAGAUAGCAUUAAAUUAUCUAUGGUUUCAUGCUAGGAUUGUUGGUUACAUGUUUCUUCCAUUCCUUUUACAAGGAUGGCACAUUAGAGGAAUCUAUCUUUUCCCUGUUCUCACAUGUUUGUCCUGCCGCAGGGGUAGAUCUGAAUCAUGCAGUGGCUCAAGCUCCAAAGCAUGUAGGGAGAAGUUGCGCCGGGAUAGGCUAAAUGACAAGUUUAUGGAAUUGGGUUCAAUCCUAGAGCCUGGAAGGCCUCCUAAAACAGACAAGGCUGCCAUUUUGAUUGAUGCUGUCCGAAUAGUGACUCAGUUACGGGGUGAAGCUCAGAAGUUGAAGGAGGCAAAUUCAAGUCUUCAAGAAAAGAUUAAAGGGUUGAAGACUGAGAAGAAUGAGCUUCGUGAUGAGAAGCAGAGGCUGAAGGCAGAGAAGGAGAAGCUGGAGCAGCAACUUAAGACCAUGAAUUCUCAACCGAGCUUCUUGCCUGCUCCUGCAAUUCCUGCAGCAUUUGCUGCUCAAGGUCAAGCACCUGGUAACAAGUUGGUGCCUUUCAUUGGUUAUCCUGGCGUUGCUAUGUGGCAAUUCAUGCCACCUGCUGCAGUGGAUACCUCGCAGGAUCAUGUCCUUCGACCCCCAGUUGCUUAAGUUAGCAACAUAAUCUGAUUUGGGUGAAUUUUGGCCCAAGCAAGUGUAUUUGUUUUAUCAUUGUUGUUGACCUUAGUAGUUUUUUGCUUUUGCUGAACCUUUCUAACUGGAUUUGCUGGGUGACUGUAUUUUGAAUUUGUGUACUAUGGUAUUCGAAGAUGGGAUUUACAUGUAAAUUUCAAUAAGUAGAUCUCUUAGGUUGACCUAAAUUGGGAGUUUGCAGCUGCCUACUGCUCUCCCUCCUCCCCUGGCAGUGUCCUUGAAACAAAUAGGUUCGUGUUCUUGUGUGCCACCACUCAUUGUCUAUGUAUGCAGGGAAGUUUCAUAGUUUUCCAGUGGACUAAUAGUGUGUGUAGAGCUUUUAGUUUGUAACAUGGAAGUCAUGAGAUUUUGGAA